Hibiscus syriacus is the source of this 609-nucleotide messenger RNA. RefSeq names its product probable pyridoxal 5'-phosphate synthase subunit PDX1. The record is from RefSeq and is a predicted model, not a curated record. Gene Ontology annotation, biological process: amino acid metabolic process; pyridoxal 5'-phosphate biosynthetic process; pyridoxine biosynthetic process. Bases 25 to 609 code for a protein of 194 amino acids. The transcript has 3 exons. Lineage: Eukaryota; Viridiplantae; Streptophyta; Magnoliopsida; Malvales; Malvaceae. Gene Ontology annotation, molecular function: amine-lyase activity.
CAUUUGUAUUGUCAUUGCCGUGCCAUGGCCGGCAAUGGGGUGGGUGCUGUUUAUGGAAAUGGUUCUAUGACUGAGACCCACAAAUCCCCUUUCUCGGUCAAGGUCGGGCUUGCGCAAAUGCUCCGAGGCGGGGUGAUUAUGGACGUCGUCAACGCCGAACAAGCUCGAAUCGCCGAAGAAGCCGGAGCUUGCGCCGUCAUGGCUCUUGAACGAGUCCCCGCCGAUAUCCGAGCUCAAGGCGGCGUGGCGCGGAUGAGUGACCCGCAACUCAUCAAGGAAAUCAAGCAGGCUGUGACCAUCCCCGUCAUGGCUAAAGCUCGUAUCGGUCAUUUCGUCGAGGCCCAGAUCCUUGAAGCCAUUGGCAUCGAUUAUGUGGAUGAGAGCGAGGUUCUCACUCUUGCCGACGAAGAAAACCACAUUAACAAACACAAUUUCCGAAUUCCUUUCGUUUGUGGGUGCCGGAAUUUGGGGGAAGCGCUUCGGAGAAUCAGAGAAGGAGCUGCGAUGAUUCGGACCAAAGGUGAAGCCGGGACUGGGAAUAUCAUCGAAGCCGUUAGGCACGUCAGAUCCGUGAUGGGUGAUAUUUGUUGGAUAUAUGAACUGGGCUAG